GUUGUCAUGGCAUUGAAUGAAACUUUCUUCGUAUCUCAUGGAACGCCAGCUAUUGCCGUUGAUGACUCCCUUCUCCCAAGGCAUUUCUUAAAAUCUUUUGCCAAAAAAGUCUUGAAUCAAAGGCCGAAAGCAAUUUUGAUAAUCUCCGGUCACUGGGAAACGUCAGAGCCUACUGUUAAUGUCAUCCAUGGCAACAAUGACACCAUCUAUGACUUCCACAACUUUCCCAAGCCCUUGUAUCAGCUCAAAUAUCCAGCACCAGGGGCACCAGAAUUGGCAAAAAGGGUGAAAGAGCUGCUUGAGGGAUCUGGAUUCAAGCAGGUGAACGAGGAUAAAGAGCGUGGUUUGGACCAUGGUGCAUGGGUUCCAUUGAUGGUCAUGUAUCCAGAGGCUGAUAUCCCAGUUUGCCAGCUCUCAAUCCAAACAAGCCAGGAUGCCACUCAUCAUUAUAAUGUUGGAAAAGCAUUGGCACCUCUCAAGGAAGAAGGAGUACUGAUAAUUGGUUCAGGAACUGCCACUCACAAUUUGAAGUCUGCUAGACCUGACAACAAAGAUGAUUCUGUUGCUUCCUGGGCUUUAGAGUUUGACAAUUGGCUCAAAGAAGCCCUUAUCAGCGGCAGGUUUGAAGAUGUUAACCACUACCUAGAGAAGGCCCCAUAUGGAAAACUUGCACAUCCAGAACCGGAUCACUUUUACCCUUUACAUAUUGCUAUGGGAGCAGCAGGUCAAUAUGCAAAAGCAGAACUCAUCCAUAGCAGUUGGUUCGCUCAUACCCUUUCGUUCUCCUCUUUUAAGUUCACUUCCACAAUCUAA
This is a messenger RNA of Coffea eugenioides, 813 nucleotides long. Its product is annotated as 4,5-DOPA dioxygenase extradiol-like. The transcript has 3 exons. Gene Ontology annotation, molecular function: zinc ion binding; oxidoreductase activity, acting on single donors with incorporation of molecular oxygen; ferrous iron binding. The coding region runs from base 7 to 813 and encodes 268 amino acids. The record is from RefSeq and is a predicted model, not a curated record. Lineage: Eukaryota; Viridiplantae; Streptophyta; Magnoliopsida; Gentianales; Rubiaceae.